UUUUCGAAACUUCUUGUAUAAACCAAAAUGAGGAAAUUGACCAAAGAUGAAGAAGCGGUUGCACAUAAAUGCUUAGCAAUAUUUUUAUUGCUAAUUGCUUUUCUGUUAUUUAGCGAUGGAGCGAUAAUAUUGAACACUGGAAAUUUACCACUUUCAUUGAAAGUAGCGGCGUAUCUUAUGUUCAUAAUUACAAUGUUACUCCUAAUAUUGGCUUGUGAACUUAGGCCAAAAAUAAGAGAUUAUCGCAAAAAGACGUAUAUUUAUAUUGCUCUAUUCGUACUAUGCAAUAUAACACUUGGUCUCAACUUUAUGGUUUUGUUCAAACUUUUGUCAUUUUUUCAAACAAGUCGUCUAUCCUACGUAAUUUACAAUCUUUAUUUCAGCGCAUUUAUUCUAUACAUGACAAUGAACAUUGUAACUCAUUUGCAAUUAAUUUACUGGGACAUUCGUGGGGUUGAAGAAAAAUCACUACGCGCCACCGCUACAAUGCGAUCAAUAUUGCUUACAUCAUUUACUACCACUGUGUUUCCAAUUAUUUUACUUUCUGCAUUUAUUCCAUGCAAAACGUUCAAUUUGUUCGCACAACUUCAUCUGGUGACUAACAAUGUGUUAUUUGGCAUGGCUUUGCGUACGGGGAAGGAAUCUUCUGUAAAGAACAAAAUCACCAACUUUGUCCAGAAAAUCAUCACAUUCAAUGGUCGCUGGCCACGUGGUAGUGGAUUUUAUGCAUCUUUGUUAAUGCUAUGGGUUUUAUUGGAUCUUUGUCGACUGCCGUUAUCGACUUUUUCAGAGCAUCUGUUUAUUAAUGUGUUAAUGGAAAUAGAAUGUCAAUAUACCUUUCACACAUUUCUUCUCGUAGCCACAGCUCAAAGUUACUUCCUGAAAAGUCACAUGGAUUCUGGUACGUCAUUAAGCUCUAUAGGUCGGGCUCCUUGGGAACAUGGAAACGAUGAUAAGUCAGAAGAGGAACCAAUUGAUAUCAAAUCGGACAAUGACCAUUGUAAUGACCAGCUGGGUUUUGCUUCGAUUCAAGAUUCAAUUGUGGUUGAAUCGAUAAAAAUUCGAUGAAAAUAAAUGAAUUUUCUUCAUGGAGAACACACGUUAUUCUCGUCAUUUGAUUUGGAGCAUCCAGUUUUGGAAGAAAAUCAAUUGAGAAUUAAAACUAAUAAA
Molecule: messenger RNA, 1170 nt
Organism: Sitodiplosis mosellana (orange wheat blossom midge)
Lineage: Eukaryota; Metazoa; Arthropoda; Insecta; Diptera; Cecidomyiidae
Exons: 5
Coding region: 28-1068 (346 amino acids)
Source: RefSeq, a predicted model, not a curated record